GCUAACGGAGCUAACGGAGCUAACAGGCUAACAGAGCUGGCGGAGCCAACUGACAGCAGACCUUCAGCUGUUAUCUGACGGAGUUCUCUGACAUGCCACUGGCUCACGUUCAGCACAUUCCGCCACUCUGACCCGUUCUGGCCCGCUUUAGUUUGUGGACAGUCGGACGUUCUGUGGGUUUCAUCACCAGGUUCUAAGGGUUCUAUCGGGGGCUACUGAACCUCCAGAGUACCGUCAGUCCGGCCGGGAUAGAGCAAAGCCCGGCUCGGUUCGGAGCGGUAGCAGGAUGCUAAUAGCAGCAACAGUCGCCGGAGGAGCCGGUGAUGCUGGUGCUACUACCGGGAAGAAGCACCGACGGAGAGGAAAGAAACACCGACGAGUCCGAACGGAGGAGAACCGGCCUGAUGACCUCUGUGACCUCUUCCCAACCCCUCAGCAGAGUUACCCAGAAGCCACCUUGUUGCAACCGCAAAAUACUUCAGAUGCAAACACAUCAUCACAAAAAGCACCAGCAUGUACUGAAGAUGACCAUAAAGCCACUACAGUACCCCAACAGUCCCAUCUACUUACUACCACGUUACCCACCGAGAUCACCCUGAUGCCCCUGAGGGGGGUCCCCAGAUUUUCCUCCCCCCCCCCAGAGUAUACCCUCAGAACUACCCCCCCCUAUCUGGAUCCAGUAGAUACACUUACCCAUUCGACAGCAGCAACGACACAUCAGAUUGACAGCCAAUCACCUCCUUCCAUGUUUGAAGAUCCCACCCACAGUCCAAGUCAAUCACCGCCAAUGGUCAUCCAAAAUGUUACCCAGAAUUUCUCCAGAUCGCCUCAUAGAACUCUUCAUAAUGUUCAUCCUGGUCCACCAGAGAGCCAAACUGGUUCCUCCAAUUCACUCAAUAUUACCCACAAUUCCUCUGAAUCAAUGGCAGUUCCUGAUAAAGUUCCUCUCAGUCCUCAGUUAAGCCCCUCCCACCUAGAACCCUUCUUGCUGACUUCAAUGACCUCUACCUCUAGUGUCUCACCCAACUCCCUGAGCCCCCACAGCGGUCCUUCACUCAUGAUGCCUUCAAGAACGCCCCCUUUCACUAUGACCCCGCCCCCUGUCCAGCUUUUGGGCUCUGACGAUGAAGAGCAGGAAGACCCUUCAGAUUAUUGCAAAGGCGGUUACUACCCGGUGAAGAUCGGUGACCUGUUCAACGGGAGAUACCAUGUGGUCAGAAAGCUGGGUUGGGGCCACUUCUCCACUGUGUGGCUCUGCUGGGACCUACAGAGGAAGCGCUUUGUGGCGCUGAAGGUGGUGAAGAGCGCUCCUCACUACACAGAGACGGCUGUGGACGAGAUUAAAUUGCUCCGAUGUGUGAGAGACAGUGACCCCUCUGACCCCUACAGAGAGACCAUUGUCCAACUGAUAGAUGACUUCAAGAUCUCUGGAGUCAACGGGAUCCAUGUCUGUAUGGUUCUGGAGGUUUUGGGUCAUCAGCUGUUAAAAUGGAUCAUUAAGUCAAACUACAUGGGACUUCCUCUGAUCUGUGUGAAGACCAUCAUUAGACAGGUGCUGCAGGGUCUCGACUACCUCCACACAAAGUGUAAGAUCAUCCACACGGACAUCAAACCAGAGAACAUCUUAUUGGACGUGGAUGAGGUUUAUGUCAGGAGACUGGCAGCCGAGGCCACCAUCUGGCAGAGAGCUGGAGCUCCGCCCCCUUCAGGGUCCUCAGUUAGCACGGCUCCCAGCGAUUUACAGGUUGGUAAGCUGUCUAAGAACAGGAAGAAGAAGAUGAAGAGGAAAGCAAAACGUCAACAGAAGCUGUUGGAGGAGAGACUGGUGAACCUUCAGAAGAUGGAGGACGAGGACACUGUGAUCCAACCCGAAGAUACGGACGCUACCUGCUCUCUGGUCGUCAAUGGCAACACUUCCUGCUCUACAGCCAGCAAAACCAGCUCGGACUCCACCUGUUCCUGGUUGGACGACAGAUGUAAUGGCCACGCCCCCGGACGGUUCGCCAGCCCCGCCUCCGGCCUAUCAGGCUUCUCCAGCUCUGUGAUGUCAGCGCCUUCUGAAUCGGCACUUUCUACUCAGUCAGAGUACUCGAGCGGACGAGAUGUGUUCAGUGCUUCAGACUUCGUCCUCAGUCCUCUGGACCCUCAGAAUGGACUCAAGCUGCGAGUGAAGAUCGCUGACCUGGGAAAUGCAUGCUGGGUGCACAAGCACUUCACAGAGGACAUUCAGACCAGACAGUACAGAGCUCUGGAGGUUCUGAUAGGAGCAGAGUACGGACCACCUGCUGACAUCUGGAGCACUGCCUGCAUGGCGUUUGAGUUGGCGACAGGAGAUUACCUCUUUGAGCCUCAUUCAGGAGAAGACUACACCAGAGACGAAGAUCACAUUGCUCACGUCAUCGAGCUGCUCGGGACGCUCCCUCUGCCCUUCGCCUUGUCUGGCAGGUACUCCAGAGAGUACUUCAACAGGAGAGGUGAGCUGCGUCACAUCUCCAGCCUGAAGCCGUGGGCUCUGUUCGAGGUUCUGUUGGAGAAGUACGAGUGGCCUCUGGAGCAGGCGGCUCAGUUCAGUGACUUCCUGCUGACCAUGUUGGAGCUGCAGCCUGAGCGCAGGGCGACCGCAGCGCAGUGUCUGCAGCACGCGUGGCUGCUCACAUAGACACGCCCUCUGAGGAUCACCUCUCUGCAGCUUCUGUCCGUCAUAAAUGGUGCCUUGAAAUGACCCUUUUCCCUGUCCAUGACAUCACCUGACAAAUACUUUUAUGUUUGUGUGAAGUAAAGAUGAAAGCUGGUGCCAUUUGAUGGAUACUGUGCUACAUAUUAAAGUUAACACCUGA
Molecule: messenger RNA, 2837 nt
Organism: Pungitius pungitius (ninespine stickleback)
Lineage: Eukaryota; Metazoa; Chordata; Actinopteri; Perciformes; Gasterosteidae
Gene: srpk3
Product: SRSF protein kinase 3
Exons: 17
Coding region: 287-2659 (790 amino acids)
Biological process (GO): peptidyl-serine phosphorylation; regulation of mRNA processing; spliceosomal complex assembly
Cellular component (GO): cytoplasm; nucleus
Molecular function (GO): protein serine/threonine kinase activity; ATP binding
Source: RefSeq, a predicted model, not a curated record